Molecule: messenger RNA, 696 nt
Organism: Stegostoma tigrinum
Lineage: Eukaryota; Metazoa; Chordata; Chondrichthyes; Orectolobiformes; Stegostomatidae
Exons: 3
Coding region: 125-430 (101 amino acids)
Cellular component (GO): cytoplasm
Source: RefSeq, a predicted model, not a curated record
ACGCUGGAAAAGCCGGAAGAACUGCAAAGCUGGAGUUUAGUUGCGACAAAGUGAUUGGGCGUUAAAGUGUAGCAAAUUUUAUGCAGUUCGCUCGGGUCUGAUUAAGUUGAACUAACUCUUCAUCAUGGUCAUCACCAUUUAUUACACUAGCAUCACUGCAACAUCGGCGUUAGAAAGUCACCAGUCAAGAAUUAUUAACUGCUUGGUGAGCUUGAAUAUACACUACGAGUUGAUUGAUCUAUCAACAGGUCAAGGUUUGCUGGAUGAAAUGAGACAAAAGGUGGGGGAUCCGAAAGCUAUGGCCCCCCAAAUAUUUAAUGGAGACCAGUACUGUGGGGGUUUUGAAGACUUUGAAAAGGCUGUGGAAGAAAAGAAGAUAAAAGAGUUCUUCAAGCUGGAAACCUGUCAAAAUCAAUCACAAAAGGAUUAAUCCACGGAAACCAAGAUGCACAUACAAGUUUAAUGUUUUAAUUCUUGUAUAUGGAGUGCUUUUAAUCAUAGUUACUAAUUUUCCUGAGGUAUAACAUGAGCUCCUACAGCACCAGAAGAAAUUUUCUCUUAUGCAAAUUGUGAGCAUUCCUCUUGUUAAUUUUGUUGAAACUUUCCUGCAUGUAUUGCUCAUUGAACACAGCAGCGUAUCUUUUAUAAAAUUAUAAAAUGUAUGAAAUCCAAAUAAAAAAUAAAUUCUGCUUCAAA